This is a messenger RNA of Osmia bicornis bicornis, 2259 nucleotides long. RefSeq names its product protein arginine N-methyltransferase 5 (gene csul). Gene Ontology annotation, biological process: peptidyl-arginine N-methylation; regulation of DNA-templated transcription. Gene Ontology annotation, cellular component: nucleus; cytosol. The record is from RefSeq and is a predicted model, not a curated record. Lineage: Eukaryota; Metazoa; Arthropoda; Insecta; Hymenoptera; Megachilidae.
AACACUGUAUACAGGUAACGGUGCUACUCCACGUGCAAAUCAUAAAUUAUAAACGCGUCUGGGGACAUUGUUAACUGUCUUAUUUUUCCGGAAUUAAUUUGUUUAUUUGAUGGUGAAACAUAAUGACAAAUCAAAGACCAGUUUCUUGUGGUCUUGACUUCUGUGCUGUACCAGAUUUAAGUCAGUGCCUCUUUACAGCAAAUUCAUCUAAAUAUGAAUUUAUAUGCGCUCCACUUGUUCAUCCAUUAUACAAAAGAGAAUUUGUGUCUGGUGUUGCAAAGAACCGUUCGGGUCCAUUUACCAGACCAGACUUAGUAUUGUGCAGCUCUGAUUGGAAUAAUUUAAUCAUUGGUAAAUUAUCAGCGCAUAUUAAGGUUGAUUCCAAAAAUCCUGUCUUAAGAAAAAACAGUGAAGAAACAUUAAUUCAGGAACUAACUUUGGCAAGCCAUUUAGGUCUGGUUGGAGUUACUUUUAAAUUGACAAGAGGAAUAGAACACAACGCAAAUCUUGCUAGAAUUAUCUGUGAUAAAGUAUCAAGCCCUUGUGGCUUACAGGUUUGGAUACAAGUACCCAUGGAAAAUCCAAUUAAACAAGCUCAUUCCUACAGAGAAGAAGAAUAUGAUUCGGUAGAAAGUCCAUGGGAGUGGUGGAAUGAUUUUAGAGCAAUUUGUGAUUAUGAUAGGAAGUUAGGUGUUGCAUUAAUUGUAAGCCAUGAUCUUCCAGAACAAGAAGAGAUUGACAAGUGGCUAGGAGAACCAGUUAAAUGUUUGAUCUUUCCAACAACAUCAUUAUUACAAAUAAAAAAAUUUCCUGUUUUGAGUAAGGCGCACCAAGCAUUGGUGAAAAAAUUUUCUAUGCUAGAAGUACAGUUUGUACUCACAGGAGCAAAUAGGCAUCAAAAUAUUAGUUACUAUCAUGAUUAUUUGGAAUACUUAUGGAAGGGAUGUCAGAUGGGCGGACCGGUAGAAAGAUUCGCGCGUGGUUACGAAGAUUAUUUACAAUGCCCUUUGCAACCACUUAUGGAUAAUCUUGAAUCUCAAACGUAUGAAAUAUUUGAAAAAGACCCUGUUAAGUACACACAGUAUCAAACAGCUAUACAUCAAGCGAUUCUUAAGAUUAUGUCCACAGAGGAAGAUAAAAGUAGAAAAAUAAUAAUAAUGGUAGUUGGUGGAAGAGGACCACUUGUUCACGCAUCUCUAAACGCCGCAGAAAUGGCGAACCAACAAAUCAAAGUAUAUGCUGUAGAAAAAAAUCCUAAUGCAGUAUUAACCUUGCAGGCACUCGAAAGGGAUGUCUGGGAGGACAAAGUAACAGUAGUCUCUUGUGAUAUGAGGGACUGGAAAGCUCCUGAAGAGGCUGAUAUUUUAGUCUCUGAAUUACUUGGUUCUUUUGGUGAUAAUGAACUCUCCCCAGAAUGUUUGGAUGGGGUACAACGAUUUCUAAAAGACGAUGGUAUAAGUAUACCGUGUUCAUAUACUUCGUAUAUUGCCCCUGUGCAAUCUUCGAAAUUAUUCAAUGAAGUAAAACAAUGUAAAGAUAAAGAUAAACAUCCUUUGGCUCAUUUUGAAACAUCUUAUGUAGUCCAUCUUCAAAAUAAGUACGAUAUAGCUAAACCACAACCUUUAUUUACAUUUAGACAUCCAAACAAAGACAGUGUUAUCGAUAAUUCCCGAUAUGAGAUAAAAACGUUCGAGGUCCAACAAAAUUCUGUAUUACAUGGUUUUUCCGGGUAUUUUGAUACAGUUUUAUUCAAAGAUGUUACGCUAAGCAUACAGCCCAGCACGCGUAGUCCUGGAAUGUUUAGUUGGUUCCCUAUCUUUUUUCCAAUUAAGGAACCAGUACAAUUAAAAGCAGGGGACCAAAUAAUUGUUCAUUUUUGGCGUCAAUGUAGCUCUAAAAAUGUUUGGUAUGAAUGGUGUAUUAGCAAACCUAUCGCAGUACCUGUUCAUAAUCCAAACGGUCGUUCUUAUACAAUAGGUUUAUAGUUUAGUAUUUUUAUAAUUGAAUUGUCUCGAAAAAAAAAUAUAAUGUUAAGGUAUCUUCGUGACGUUGCUGUGACGAAAAUUCUUUUGAAGAAUUUUUUUGCAGGAGAUAAUUAUAGUAUUUUGUAAUUUAAAUAUUUGUUAGGAAUAUCAUUUUUAAUUAAUAUAAAAAUGUUAAAUUGUAAUUAAAAUAUCAUCAAAAUCUAAUGUCACACACCAGUAUGAAUUUGUCAAGAUGCAUUAUGGAGAUAGUUCAAUAAAUGUUCUUAGAAUAGAA